Messenger RNA from Vigna angularis (adzuki bean), 1373 nucleotides. Its product is annotated as protein ENHANCED DISEASE RESISTANCE 2-like. The record is from RefSeq and is a predicted model, not a curated record. Lineage: Eukaryota; Viridiplantae; Streptophyta; Magnoliopsida; Fabales; Fabaceae. Bases 203 to 1132 code for a protein of 309 amino acids. The transcript is spliced from 3 exons.
UGUAAAGUUCGAGUUCUUCGCCCUUUUGUUUGUCGGUUGUGUUUUCCAACACGAAAUCCUUUUCAUUUGUUUCUCCCAAAACAAACAAACCUUUGAUUUCAGUUCUUCCUCAAUUCAACUUCAACAAGAGGAUUCUGCUGUUUUCUUCUACCCACCCUUUUAAUUUCUCUCAUCAGUUCACACAAAGACACAGCACCCAUUUAUGGCCAGCGUUGAAUGGAUAGAUAGGAUAAUAUCUGAAGGGGCCGUUCCACUUCUUGAGCCAGACAAUUGUUCAAACGGUUGGGCUACACCUCCUGGUGAUGUAUUCAUGGUCAGAGGCCCUGAGUAUUUUAAGACAAGGGUUAAGAUUCCUGCUGGUGAUUAUCUGCUGAAGCCUCUUGGUUUUGAUUGGAUAAAAAGUUCUGUGAAAAUUGGGGAGAUAUUAGACGAUCCAAAUAGUAGAGUUAGGAAGGUCAUAGAUGAUGAGUUUCCAGCAGCUGAAAAACCCUUUGUAUGGGCCUUCAAUAUUCAAGUUCCAAACAAGGAUAACUAUAGUGCCAUUGCUUAUUUUACAACCAAAGAGAGAGUUCUUGAGGAUUCCCUAGUGGACAAAUUUCUGAAGGGUGACAAUGCAUUCAGAAACUCAAGACUAAAGCUGAUUGCCAACAUUGUAAAAGGUCCUUGGAUUGUUAGAAAAGCUGUUGGAGAACAGGCUAUUUGUGUGAUUGGGCGUGCCCUUUCGUGUAAAUAUUGCACAGGAGAGAAUUUCAUUGAAGUAGAUAUUGAUAUAGGAUCUUCCAUGGUUGCAAGUGCAAUAGUUCAUUUGGCAUUUGGUUAUAUUUCAACUCUGACUGUUGACUUGGCUUUUCUUAUUGAGAGCCAAGAUGAAUCAGAGCUUCCUGAAAAAAUUUUAGGUGCUUUCAGAUUUUCUGAUCUUGAUCCUGCUUCAGCUAGAUCAGUUGAACCAUCAUCUGCUUUGAACUGUGACGAUGUACAAACAUCUUUACCUACUAGAUUGUGGAAGUCAAUUGGACAGGGCUUUUCCCAUAUUCUUCAUUCAGGUCCUCAGGAAGAUGGUUCCUCUUCUGAUUCACAACAUGCUAAAAUUGUAGCAGAUCACAAAGAUAAUACAACUGAAGUAAAAAACUGAUAUAUUGGAGGAAUUGAAAGGGUGUGGAGUUCCAUUUGAGAUGAUUAUUCUUUUAGCCAUUUUUUUAUUAUUCAGUUCAUAGCAUCUGUUGUAUUACUUGAUUCUUUCCUAUGUCAGUAUUUUGUAAUACUACAGAAACUUAGAAACCUUAAGAGUGGCUACAUUUUUUUAGCUGGACUGUUAUGUAUAUCUUUUAAAGUAAAUUCUACUGUUUAUAGUUGAUGGGUUAGUCGUUAUGCUA